UUGAAAAACCGAUAAAUACUUUUGUUGUAAGCGCCAAACGGUGUGUUAACAUGUGUAUCUAGCUAAAUAUGUAUUUUAUGUACACGAGUUUACAUAAAUAACAAACGCGUCUAACCACUGAUCUACUUAGUAGAAUUUUAAUUCGCUCUUAGCAGAUUCAAUUGUUUUGAUUACUUAUAAUUUAGUGUUAAUAAUGGCUCUAUACUCUUGCAAAUGUUUAAAUAUAGUAGUAGAAUGUGAUAAAGUAGAAGACGUUACCGACACAGAAAAACUGGAGUUAUCUACGGAGGAACAAAGGGACUUAUUUUUCAGUGAGAAAUUGACAUCAUGUCUUGCGAACAUGCUAAAAUGCCAUGUAGUUCAAGCAGCACUUAUUGGAAAUACUUUGAUUGGUCGCUUCAACAUGCAGUCUUGUCUCGCUUGUGGACAGACAACUCAUGCAAUCUUUCAGGAAAAAAGUGUUAUUCUUAUUAAAAAAUCUAUGCAAACUACGGAACAGGAAAUAAACAAUCUUAAAAAAUCAAGUAACUUCUCCCCAGUAUUUAAUUUGCUAGUGCCAGAAAUAACAAAUGAUGUUGAAAUGAAAGAAAACAUUGAUACAAAUAACUAUCAGUUCACCGAUAGAAAUGGCACUCAACCUUCUACACAGUUGAUAGGAACUCUUAAGAAGCAGCUAAACCAAACAUUAAAGACACACCUCGAUGAGAUAGAGGAAGCGGUGAAUCAGUUUAGAGAACAAAAGCUAGCAGAGUAUGAAGCUUACAGAGAGAGAGCACACAGGGAUCACAAAAUUUUAUCUAGUAUUCUAAGCAGAUCAAAUAGUAAUGUUGAUAAUGACAAUUGGACAAACUAUUCAAAUGUGGACAAUGGCCCUCCUACACUUCUUAACUCAAUUCAAAGAAGGAGACUGUCUUCUAUUAAAGAUUCCAGAAAAAUUCCACAAAUUCGGGCAAAUCCACCUAUUCCUCAUGAGGAAGAUUCCUUAGAUGCAGAAGAUAUAUUUGAUUUAGAAGGCACUCACUCCCGAAACAACAUGGUCUCUGAUCAAGAUGAUUAUGAUUCAGAUGACGGCAGCAACGAUGAGGGUAUUCACAUCGAGCGGGCACGCGGCGGCGGCGGCGCGCGCGGUGACGUGGCGCACUCCCUGCCCAUCUCCAUGCCCACCUUCCCCAACCAGCGCCCGUCUGUCAGGGACUAUGAUGACUAUGAGGAGACUCAGGAUAUAGCGGCGAGCAUCAAGGCCCUCGCCCGCUCCGUGCACGGCGACGUGUACGAGCUGCCUCGUCCGCGCUUCUCCACGCAGAUCUAGCGGCCCUCGCCGAUCCUGGCGUCGCCCCUCCCCUCGCCACGUAGGCCAAGCCCAUCACACCAGUCGCCACAUUCGGUACCGCCCCUACGGUCGAUAGGCUCGUCGCCACAGCUUCCACGAUCAGUCCCGCCCAAAUCCUACUAUCCGACCGAUACGUCCCAUUUAUCCGAAACGCCCCACCGGUCGCCACAAUCGCCCCCGGACGAUGAUUCCUGCCGGUCACCUUGUUCCUCCCCGCCCGACCGGUUUCCCCUCCUGGCCCGGUGCUCGCGGCCGGUGGUGCAGACCCCGCCGCGGCCGGGGACGCCCUGGCCGUCGCCACCGGAUUCGCCGCGCGCCCUCCCCCCGUGCCUCCCGCCCGUCCGACUCGUACUGCCGGGUCCGCUGGCCCUGCCCCUCCCGCCGCAGCUCUCGCCCCGCCACGCCCCGCUCCGCCCCCCCGACCGCGUGCUCCUGUCGACCAUCCACACGUCCGUCAUCAUAUGCCUAUGUGAGUUUAUUUGUUUGUGUCUCUUUCGCGCUUUGAGCGAGUUCGAGUAAUUUUUUUACAUCCAGCAUAAUCUUAAUCUGGGCGACAGAAACGAAAAAAAGUCUUAGGUGUAAUUAAUUUGAAGAUAUUGCAUGUCAAUAAAUAGUCGUCUUAACUGCACCUUCUAAUCUUCAUAAUAUUUGUGGUCGACUGGCGUCAGCCUACGUGCUUUUGGCGUCGUCGGUGAACAUUUUAUGUGUAUUUGACGUUAAAACGUGUUAAUUGUUUAGUUUAGCGUAGGGAUCGUCAAUAUAUUGUAUGUAACUCAUCCCGAUACUGUGUGCUCGUAUGAAUGCCUACACAUUGGUGCUUCUUAUGUGAUCAGUGACCCUAACGAAACGCUACCUACAGUCACGAGUAUUCAAAUGAAUAUGGAUUUAUUAUUUUCGUCAAAAUGUGGACCAAGCGUCAAUAUUUUGCGGACGAACAUUAGUUCGCAUAUAAUUAGUAUUUUGGUGAUUUGCCACGUAUUUUGGUACUAGUGACUGAAUGUAGCAUAGUACAGGCUUGCUUCAUUUUCUAUACAUUAUAGCUUAAACUUUGCCGCAGUCUUAAGAGUCCUAAGAUAAUAAUUGUAGCUGGCAGAGAAAUACGUCGAUGUAAUUCGUAAGUCUCAGUUUAAAAUGUAAGCAGUCACUACUAUAGUUUAUAGGCUUUAACGUUAACAGUAAAAGGGAAUAUACAAGCCAAAUAUUGAAUAGAUGGUAUAUAACGCAAUAUAAAUCUUCCUCAUGGCCGAAUUUAUAAUGUUUAAUAACUCUACUAUGUUUAACAUCUGUAGGUAUAUUAUACGCUCGCGUUGUAAGGGCCUGUCCGCACUGCGAAUUUUGACCGCGUAAUAUUAAAUCGCUCGAAUAUAUUAAUAUAUUUUUUUCAUCCGCAGUGCGGGUACUCCUAAAAGAUUCAAUGUGUAACAGAAUUGCGA
Molecule: messenger RNA, 2763 nt
Organism: Aricia agestis (brown argus)
Lineage: Eukaryota; Metazoa; Arthropoda; Insecta; Lepidoptera; Lycaenidae
Exons: 7
Coding region: 194-1309 (371 amino acids)
Biological process (GO): negative regulation of protein kinase activity; negative regulation of TOR signaling; neurotrophin TRK receptor signaling pathway
Cellular component (GO): cytoplasm
Source: RefSeq, a predicted model, not a curated record